AUGUGGGUUAAUUUACUACAGGAGGAUCUAAAUAGAAGAAGCAGCAGCGGCAGCGAUAGGAAUAAUAAUAAGAAUUUAAUAGAGCCAAAGCAUGAGAGUUUGGAUUUUGAUUUGCCAAUUGAGAGUCUUCAGUCAACUCAAGUUGGGGAUGGUGUACCAAGUUCAUCUCGAAGCUAUUUAAGAUCAUUUUUCACUGAAAUGGGGUACUCGCAGUCUCUUGUCGACAGAGUGAUUGAAGAAAAUGGUGAAGACAAUGUUGACUUGUUAUUGGAGAUUCUCAUGGAAUGUUCUGAUAUUCAAAAGCCGAACUCUCAGUCAUCAGAUUCUUUAGAUUGCUUGUUUGAUGAUAGCGGGGCAAGCAAUCCUCCAAAGUAUUCAACAGUUACUGAAGUAAAAGAGGAGCCGGAUGUAUUUGAUGAUGUUUAUGAUGACAAAAGGUUGUCCUUACUGAAGAUGAAUUUCCCUCCCCAGGAAGUUGAAUUUGCAAUGGAUAAGCUUGGUGAGAAUGCUCCAAUCAAUGAAAUAAUGGACUUUAUCAUUGCUGCCCAGAUAGCUAAUAAUCUUGACAGGGAAACAGAGGAUAUGCAUAAUAUUGAAGUGGAGAAAAAAGAGGAUACCAAUGAUGAAACUCUAUAUGGAACCAUGGACAAAACACUCUGUUUGCUUGAUAUGGGUUUCUCUGAAAAUGAAGUUUCGUUGGUUAUUGAUAAGUUCGGUUCAAAAGUUCCAAUUACAGAGCUUGCCAAUGCAAUUUGUGCACAUCAACUUGGAGAAACCUAUGUUGUAAAGAAGCAGUAUUCUGAAAAUUCGACAGCAAGUUGCUCAAGUGCUGGAGAGGACAGCAGAUCCUUUGGUGUGGAGACAGAAAACGAGGCAAGACAUCACUCUUUUGGUACGGUGAAGUUAGAAACUGAGGAUUGUAGACGAGAUGCUAUUUUGAAGUCAAGAGAUACGAACACCAAGGAAACUCGUAAAGGAAAACGACCAAGACAAGAGCUCAUUAAAGGCUAUCGAGAAGCUCAGGUUAUGCAUGCUGGCCUUGAGGAAAACUGUACAGUUGAACAGCCAAAGCAAGAAUAUGACCAUGGUUCAAGUUCUUAUUUUGAACCUGAGUGGGUAGAAGAAAAGGUUAACCCUGACACUACCACAUUCGGAAUGGCAAAGCCAUUCAAAUCUAAUUCAUGCAGGAUUCUUGAUCAAAUUGCUGCUAAGCCUCCUUAUUUUUUCUACGGGAAUGUUGCAACUGCAUCUUCUGACACCUGGGGAAAAAUAUCCCAGUUCUUAUAUGGAAUCGAGCCUGAAUUUGUUGAUACUCAGUUUUUCUCGGCAUUAAGUAGGAGGGAAGGCUACGUACACAAUCUUCCUACUGAAAGUAGGUUUCACAUCCUUCCAAAGCCACCAAUUACCUUGGAAGAUCUGACGCCAAGUACAAAGAAAUGGUGGCCAUCAUGGGAUGCAAGGAAGAAGUUAAUCUGCAGAAAUUUUGAUAGCAGUGGAUCGUCUCAGCUCUGUGAUAUGCUUGGAAGGAUGCUGGAUGAUUCUCGUGGUUUGCUCUCAGCCGAACAGCAGAGAGACCUCCAUCGUCAUUGCCAGACAUUAAACCUAAUGUGGAUCGGCCCGAACAAACUAGCCCCUAUAGAGCCCACUCAUUUAGAGAAAAUUCUGGGAUACCCAUUCAAUCACACACUAAUUGCUGAUAUUUCUUUAACUGAAAGGAUGUACUCAAUCGGAUAUAGCUUCCAGACCGAUACAUUGGGGUACCAUCUCUCGGUUUUGAAGUUAAUGUUCCCACAGGGAAUAACAGUGUUGUCACUUUUCAGUGGGAUUGGUGGUGCAGAAAUUACUUUACAUCGUCUCGGCAUUCAUUUGAAAGGUGUCGUCUCUGUGGAAACUUCUGAAACAAAUCGAAGGAUCUUAAAGAGGUGGUGGAACAGCAGUGGACAGACUGGACGGUUGGAGCAAAUAGCAGAUAUUCGGAAGCUAACAAGCAAUACAGUUGAAGGACUGAUGGAGAAGUUUGGCUGUUUUGACUUCGUAAUCUGUCAAAACUCUUUUACUCAGCUAUCGAAAAUUCCCAAAGUGGGUUCAGGUGUAGAAAGCCAACAUAUUUUUGACUUCACGUUGUUUAAUGAGUUUGUUCGUGUUUUGCAACGUGUAAGGAGUACAAUCGAAAGAAAGAGGUAA
This is a messenger RNA of Dovyalis caffra, 2184 nucleotides long. The record is from the annotation of a GenBank genome assembly. Lineage: Eukaryota; Viridiplantae; Streptophyta; Magnoliopsida; Malpighiales; Salicaceae.